AUGUUAGCCUCAAAGUCGCCCUACCCCACGCCCUCCCUGGGCGGUUCCAGCUCACAGGCCUCGGCCCAGUACAACUCGAGCAUAUCCAGCUACCGCAACCACACCUCGAAUGCACGAGCAGACCACUCCAUGUUUGCCUCGCCCACCGAAUCAGAGUUCUCCGAGAUAUACGACGCCCCAGACGCCGUCAGGCACUGGGACGAAGACAAGGUUGCAGACUGGCUGAAGCGAAUCAACUGCAGCCAAUAUGUCGACCUCUUCAAGUACAACCACAUCAACGGCGAAAACCUCAUGGAGAUGGACCAGGUCCAGCUCAAGGACAUGGGCAUCAAGAAAGUUGGCGACCGUGUCCGCAUCGGCUCGCAGGCCAAGCAACUGCGCAACAAGGAGUACAAAAAGGCCUCAAGACGGACGUCGAAUAGGGACAAUCGUGGCCUGAGAAGUGCACGGAAUGGAAGCCUGAACAGCCCCAAAGAGCCUGGAAAGACCCCGUAUGGUGCGCACCCACUGAGUGCCUCCACCGCAAAUGUGUCGUCUCGCUUCGCACAGCCCCAACGAACGACUCCGACCGAGACUCCCCAGACCGCUAGAUUCGCCCACCACGUUCGCGGUGCUCCGAGUCUCGACAGCGCUACAAACAGCCAAAUUCUGCCGCAAGACAAAGCCCUCGUACGUGUCAUCUUCGACGGUGGCCGGACCUCUGUGGUGAACAUUGAGGGAUGCAAGACUGCCGAGGAGGUCAUGCUCAAGACCCUAAGAAAGGGACAUCUCAAUGAGGCACAAGUGCGAAACUACUGCUUCUACAUCCUUAACAGUGGCGAGCCGGAUCCAUCGUUGUCAGAACGCCUGAGCGACAUAGAGCUCUUCCGGUUGUGCAAGGACGCGAAUCGACAUGAACGAGGACGACUCAUCCUCCGAAAGGUCCACGCUGGGGAGCCUGACGACGAUCAGCUGAAGGCAGCGGCUGCCAUAUACAAUCAGCAGAACUUUCAACAGACGCAGACCGUAUACUUGCCGUCAAGUAACCGGAGCCAGAGCAAGAUCGAAAAGUUGACAGGAGAGUCUCUUGCUGCUGUCAGCUACCCGCUCUCUCCCUCAUCAGCGAGAGAACGAGAACGGCACAUCAACUCGACUGCCCAAAACCUCGAGGGGCCGGCAGGAAAGUCUCUGAAAUCACCACAGUUCCAGGCUCGAGAACGCAAGCUCAAGCAGUUCUACGGCGCCAGGCCACCCAGUGAACUCAUCACUUCCGACCUGACAUCAUACUUUCCAGAUGUUGGAAAGGACGAGAUCGACAAGACGGUCCGCAUGUCCAUCCGCCGAUCGCGUCGAUUAAGUAGGGCUGCGUCGCGUCUCUCGAUGGCUUCCAAUUUCAGUGUUGCAUCAAGCUUGAAAGAUGCUCCACCUCUACCAUCUAUUGCAGACAGCUGGCUCGCAGGUGGCAGUAAUGCCCGUCCCCUGCGACCAUUGUCGGUUAUGCGACUUGGCCUACCCUCCCAGUCAAACUACCGCGACUCGAUGGCAUCGUCCGUACUGGAGCCACUUGACGAAGAGUCGCCCCUCGAGCCAAAUAGGAAAUCUUACGUCUCCUUCGGUGACGGCAGUGGUUCGGAUACCCUCGCUGUCACUGACCCUGAUGGCAACACCACCUUACAGUCUUAUUUCGACGAUGGUCAGAGCAGUCUUACGGGAAGCAGUACCAGCAACACCGAAAAUGGCGAUUCGCUCAACAAACGCCUGUCCGAGGCUAUUGCCGAGGAUGACGAAGAGGACGAUGAUGAGCUGACCGAAUAUCUCGAGCAAGAUUCGUGGGACAACGUCAAGUAUAUGAAGGGAGCACUUAUUGGACAAGGUUCUUUCGGUAGCGUGUAUCUCGCUCUACAUGCUGUUACCGGUGAACUCAUGGCUGUCAAGCAGGUCGAGUUGCCUUCCGUAAUCGGCACCUCCCAGAUGGACCACAGGAAGACGAACAUGGUUGAAGCUCUCAAGCAUGAGAUUGGACUGCUACGAGAGCUCAAACACAACAAUAUCGUGCAGUACCUCGGCUCGAACUCAGACGAAAGCCACCUCAACAUUUUCCUGGAGUACGUUCCUGGUGGUUCCGUUGCUACCAUGCUCAUCAACUACGGCCCACUGGGCGAGUCGCUCAUCCAGAACUUUGUACGCCAGAUUCUGCAAGGUCUAUCUUACCUUCACUCGAGCGAUAUUAUUCACCGAGAUAUCAAGGGUGCCAACAUUCUUGUCGACAACAAGGGUUCAGUCAAGAUUUCUGAUUUUGGUAUUUCCAAGCGCAUCGAAGCAUCUACUCUCGGUGGCAGCAAGAAGGGGGCUCAACGCGUUUCGCUACAAGGGUCGGUCUUCUGGAUGGCGCCGGAAGUCGUUCGUCAGACCGCCUAUACUCGGAAAGCGGACAUCUGGUCACUCGGUUGUCUCGUCGUGGAGAUGUUCACCGGUAGCCACCCGCACCCGAACUGCACCCAGCUCCAGGCGAUCUUCAAGAUUGGUGGAAGUGGCGACGCGAGUCCUACAAUCCCCGAGAACGCAGGCGAUGAUGCCCGGGCCUUCCUGGCACAAACCUUCCUCAUCGACCACGAGAAGCGACCCAGCGCCGAUGCAUUACUGGACAGCCCAUUCAUCAAGAACCAAGGCGCUGCUUAG
Molecule: messenger RNA, 2658 nt
Organism: Parastagonospora nodorum SN15
Lineage: Eukaryota; Fungi; Ascomycota; Dothideomycetes; Pleosporales; Phaeosphaeriaceae
Exons: 4
Coding region: 1-2658 (885 amino acids)
Biological process (GO): protein phosphorylation; signal transduction
Molecular function (GO): protein binding; ATP binding; protein kinase activity
Source: RefSeq, a predicted model, not a curated record